AUUGGCUAUUGAUUCAAAUUUGAAACACCAGUCACCAACAAAACAACAUUUUCUCAAUGUCUAUUGCUAUUUUGUAUCCAUCAGGCUGCACUGCGUGAAGUUCUUUCGUGUUUCGAAUUUUAUAUUUUGACAGUUUUUUGUACAAAUUUCAAAUUUCAAAAAAUCCAAUCCAAUCCACAGUUUACAGUUAGACCUCGUGGCUCGUAAUUUGAUCCACAUCACAUUUAUCCUCUACCAUGGGGUCACAGUUUCACGAGAACGGUGUCCUCACUGGCGUUGCAGGUUCCUUUUGUCUGCUUUGUGAAAAAUACAUCACAAGAACUGAUCUGCCUGGUCACAUCACUCAUGUUGAACACACUGAAAAGUUGGAGUCUUCAGUUUACGUAGAGAAAUAUAAAGAUGACCACAUCCGAAAGGUCAAAGCAGGGUACUACUGUGAGCCUUGCAACAUGUUGAUACAAACAUCGUCAAAAGUUGGCAUCCAUGUAGGCAAUACUACCCAUGCUACUAACAGAACUUCUCAACUGGUAAGAGAACUUGAUGAAGGGUUGGUCGCUUUUGAUGAUAUACUGAUAGAAAAACAAGCAUGGAGCGGAUUGAACAAAGAAUCCUGCCUUGUUUGUAAUGUGGAGUUCUCCGUUGAAACUGACCAUGCCAAGGAAUCAGCCCAUAUUCUGAAUGUGAUACAAAGUAAAUUGGAACUCAAGAGGGACAGAUUUGUUUACCGCAAGGUGGAUGAUGAAUUUUUGAAUUGCUUGAUCUGCAACAGUUUGAUCACAGUUGAUUCAAAAGAAUCUCAUGCAGAUGAUUCUGAACAUGUAACUAAUUAUGUUAAGUGCAAGGAAAACUUGGCUAACCAUCAAAUUAAAACAAAACACACAGAGAAAGCAAAAGUGGCUAAACCAAUUGAGACUGGACCGACUCCUGUAGAAAAUGGAGACAAAAACAAUAAUAAUGAGAAAGCAGAAGAAAAUAAUGGAAAGUUAGAUACAAAAGACGAGCCCAUGGAAAAGGAUGAAAGUGUACUUUCACCAGAAGAAGCGUUGAGAAGUGCAAUGAAGUUUGCUAAAGAAAAUAAUCUAAAAUACAAGCGCAACAGCACAUAUUGUAAUGUUUGCAAUGUAAAAAUUUCAUCGACAUUAGCAAGACUUAAGGAGCAUGUUUCAGAAGAAUCACAUAAACAAAAAGCUACAGGAACAGUGGACGAGUUUGUUGAAAAAGUUCCAUUUGUUCAAUUUUUCAAAAAUGAAACAACAGUUCGUAACAUAUUCGAGCAUGAUGUUGUUAUUAAUGAACAAUUUUGUGUGACCUUUGACAGUUAUCACACUUUGAGCAAGCAUGGUGCCAAAGUUAGAUGUCAGUUAUGUGAGGUAUCUAUGGAACGUAAUGAAUUUCCAAAGCACAUUCUACAUUGGAAACACGUGCAAGCCAUGCAAAUAGCAUCUCUUCUCAUAGGAUUUAGUACCGAGUUUGUGAGAGAGGUCCGGCCAGGGUUGUACCACUGUGGCUUUUGCAACUUCAUUGAAUCCAGCAUUUCAGGGCUGAAGAACCAUCUAAAGUCUUUCAAUCAUGGUGAAAAGAAAUAUUCAGCAAAAGUACGCCUGAUAAAAUAUCUACCAGCCAUCAGAGAACAUGAGGAGGACAGACACAAUGAAAUCCUUGCUCGAAUGUUUCUAGGUGGUGCCUUUGGCAGAUUUUGAUUACUGAAAAUUUUUGGUUAUCACUUUCAUGCCAUUAAUAAUACUUUUUUUCAGUACAACAAUCAGAAAAAUUGAUUAAUUUUUUACUAGUAAAAGUGUAUUUAGAGAUUUUGAUUACUGACUCUGACUUUGAUUAUCACUUAAGUACUUAUAAUUUAAGAUAUUUUUUUCAGUACCAAUACCAGAAGAAUUUGUUAUUUUUAUUAGUAAGCCUUUGCCUAGAUUUUGAUUACUGACGCUAAUUUUGAUUAAUCACUUUCAUGUCUAUACUUUUGCUGACAAUACUUAGUUUAAGAUGUUUUCUUUGAUUACAAAAAUCAGAAGAUUGAUUAUUAUUAUUUUUGAAAGUAAUAUAUUUUUAAAAAUUCUUAUGACGGGGUUUUAGGUAGGUAGGUAUAUCCAGAUUUUGAUUGUUGAAUGUCAUUCCUGAUUAUCACUUUCAUGUCUUUACUUUUGCCAUAUACAAUACCUACAUAAAAUUAAAGAUAUUUUUUUUGAGUAGUUCAAAUAGAGUUAAGUUUUUUUUUAAGUUGGUGUUUGAUUAUUUACUAACUGAAAUUGCUUUAUGAUUAUUUUUCAUUUAAGUAAAAAGAUAAUAUUUUUGUAAUAAUAUUAAUUUUUUAUGGACAACAGAUAAUUGUUUUCUUUAUUUUUGUGUUAAAAAAAUUCGUUGGCUUUCCAUCACUUUUAUUUAAUCUUCAAAAUAUCAAUAAUAUAGCAUUUUCUAAUUAUUACUUACAUCAUAUAAGAUACUUUUCGGUAGCUUUGUUUUUUUUAUUUUCAAGACUUUCGUUUUUCAUAAAAAAAAAGAUUAUUGUAUUAAUGAGUACUUAAUUUUGUAUUCAAACAUUAUUCAGUACAAAUUAAUAUUUUUAGAUAAUUUAAAGAAAGUGUUUGGAGAAAGUAGGUACAGUAAUAUGUGUUAUAGUUAUAAGUUUACCAAAAACAUUAUUUUUAUGUGAUAUUUGACCAAAAAAUACCUGAUUGUGUAAUUAUAGUAUCUGGGAAGACAAUUUGACCAGAUGUAAUAGUAAGACGAGCGUUUGUUGUUGUGUAAAAAUCGAAGGAGCAUUAUAGACUACAAGCCCUUGAAAAAAAUACCUGUGAAAUGAACCAACGUGAAUAACGCUUAGAAGGUUGUUACUAUAUCAGAAAAUAACUCUGAGCACUAUGCCAUUUCUGAGCGGUACAGGUGAGUACGCGAGUGAAUGGAAUUUCUCAGGUACAAAUGAUGAAUUACGACUAAUUAUUAAUGUACGGCUUUGUUAUAGUGUUAUGGAUGAUUAAAAAUAAAUGUUGUAAAUCCUAGUGCCGUACUAAAAUGGUGGUGCCGGAACUCCGAACAAUUUUUUAAAUGUCGACAAUUUAGAAGCAAAAUAGGUCAUUUAUUACGGCAUUUGUGCAAUUCCUUUUGUACACAUAUACAGAUACUUUACCCAUAAACGCCGUACAUAUUUCCAGCGCAAGAGUCGAAAGAUAAGAGUCGCAAGCCUUACUCUUCAUUCGCGUACUCACCUGUACCGCUCAGGAAUUACGGAAUAGUGCUCGAGAGUUAUUUUCUGAUAUAGUAACAGCCUUCUAAGCGUUAUUCACGUUGGUUCAUUUCACAUGUAGUUUUUGUUCAAGGGCUUGUAGUCUAUUAAAACUUGUAAACAAGCAUAGUACCUAUGUUGUUGUAGUUGUUAUUCAACCGUUUUUAGUUAAACGAGUUUCGAUGGCAAAUAAUUUAGAAACGUGAUUCUUUACGCCACCCACACACAAUCAAGUUAAUAUCAAGUAUGACGCUUAGUGAUGUUGGCUGUGAACAAAAUAUCGAUACUACUACCAUGACUAUCCAUUUUUUAUUUCACUGCCUUGACAUUGACUUGAUCGUGUGUGGCAGGCGUUAUGUAACAUACAUAAAACGCGUUAGUAACGUUAACUUAAUACUACAUUCAAAUCGUCUUCUGGGAAUAGAAGAACUACCUAUUAUAAUGUGAUGUUAUAGUGAGAAUAGAUACAAAGUAGGUUCAUUGACUCAAUCGUCUUUGUAAGUCUUUUGCCUUUAUUAUUAGUUGUAAGUUCAAAUAAUCAUUCUAAUUUUAUAUUAUUAGGUCAUGUACACACUCAAUGAAUAGUGUAAAAAAAUAUUGUAAUACUAGCGGAUGCCCGCGACUUCGUCCGCGUGAAACUCGAUGUAAACUUUCAACUACCGCUACCCUACCCCUACCCUAUAGGGGUUGAUCGUAGAGGGGUGAAAAAUUUAAAGUAUUAUGAGAUUUUUUAUUGUAAGUCAUCAAAAAAUAAAAAAAAAAUUUACCAAAAAAAAUUAUAGUUUUUAAUUAACAAAUAAAAUAUAAGGGUUGAUCGUAGAGGGGUGAAAAUUUAGGGUUGUAUGUAUUUUUGUAUGCUGUGUCAUAAAAAAAUAAAAACAAAAAAUUUUGCCUAAAAAAUAAAAAAAAAAAUUUAGGGGUGGACUACCCUUAACAUUUAGGGGGAUGAAAAAUAGAUGUUGGCCGAUUCUCCACCCUGGCCGACAAUCACGCUAAGGAUCACAAAAAUCGGUCGAGCCGUUUCGGAGGAGUUCAAGUUCGAACACCGCGACACGAGAAUUUUAUAUAUUAGAUUGUGAUUAUAAUAUUAAUAUAUCAAGAAGCGUCUAACGUCUAGGGAGACAUGCCUUGUAGCCAUGUGGCACGUCGAUUCUCUUUCUACAAUCGCUAACGCUUCGAAAACUAGAAAAAUGUAUGGGAAUGACAGAUCUUGAUCACGUGACCUGUCGAUAGCAAAUGUCGUUCCCAUACAUUUUUCUAGUUUUCGAAGCGUUUGCGAUCGUAGAAAGAGAAUCGACGUGCCACUUAGCUACAGGGUAUGGUUCUUCAUGAUAUUCAGGAGAGUCGAGCUCAAUUAGUAAAAAAAAUAUAUUCCUGACGUUUUUUCUACUGGCAAAUAAAUUGUUUGUGUGUACAGGACCUAAGUUUAUUUUCGUUUUUUUUUAAUUGUAAGUUGAAAAUUAAUCAUAUUAAGUUUAAACAACAAUUAUUCUAAUUUUAAAUUGUUAAUCCUUUAAAAUAAUUUUAAUUUUUUGCUAAUUAUCCAAUUUUGAAUUAUUGUCUAUUGUUUAAAUGUUUAUUAAAUUCUAUCAAUAAAGUUAUUUUAGUAUAUAACAGAA
Messenger RNA from Bicyclus anynana (squinting bush brown), 4851 nucleotides. RefSeq lists its product as uncharacterized. The record is from RefSeq and is a predicted model, not a curated record. The transcript has 5 exons. Bases 237 to 1700 code for a protein of 487 amino acids. NCBI's taxonomy places the organism in Eukaryota, Metazoa, Arthropoda, Insecta, Lepidoptera, Nymphalidae.